AUGUUGUCGGCCUUACAAGUUCGUGAUGGACUAAGGCAUGGCCACACAACGUACCUUGCGGCUUUGAUUGAGACCAAACCAGACGUAUUUUAUGAAGUACCGGAUAUUGUUGGUAAAGUGCUUGAUGAAUUCAAGGAUACGAUGCCCCAUGAGUUGCCUAAGGAGUUGCCUCCACGUAGACCUUGCGACCAUCGGAUUGAACUGGAACCGGGUUCUCAGCCCCCUGCUCAACCUCCUUAUCGGAUGCCACCAGCCGAGCUGGCCGAAUUGAAGAAGCAGUUGGAUGAGCUACUUAUCAGCCCGUUGACGGAUUUACUGAAGAAGGACAGGUGUUGGGAGUGGGACAAAGCUCAACAAGUUGCCUUUGAUUUGCUGAAACAAGCUGUGACCAAAGAGCCGAUAUUGAAGUUGGCAAAGUUCGACCAGCCAUUUGAGGUACAAGUCGAUGCUUUAGAUCGUGCUAUUGGUGGGGUGUUGGUCCAAGACAAACAUCCUAUUGCUUUUGAGAGUCGGAAAUUGAAGGAUGCGGAGACCCGAUACAUCCGUGGUGAAUCCCUUAAAGAUCAUGUCUAUGUAAAACUCGCCGAGCAAGUGGCAGCCGGUGAAGUGCGCAAGUACUGGCUAGAGGACGGCUUACUCUAUGCCAAAGGUCGAAGGAUGUAUAUUCCAUCGGGAGGAAUGAGGCGCAAGCUGCUGAAAGAUUAUCACGAUUCUCAGUGGGCUGGCCAUCCCGGUGUUGAGCGUAUGUACGCUUUGAUGAUGCGAAAGUUUUAUUGGCCGAAAAUGCUUGAUGACGUUGAGUCCUAUGUCUGGACGUGCCUUGUUUUCCAGCAAGACAAGACCGAAAAGAAGAAAGAGGCGGGCCUGUUGCAACCCUUGCCUAUUCCGGACAAGCCUUUUCAGUCACUAUCUUUGGAUUUCAUUGGUGGGUUUCCAAAGGUGAAAGGUAUGGCCUCGGUAUUGGUCAUUGUUGAUCGAUUUUCAAAGUAUGGUAUAUUUAUUGCUGCUCCAGGUGCAUGCUCGGCAGACCUUGCUGCUGAGUUAGUUUUCAAGCAUGUGGUGAAAUAUUUCGGUAUGCCCGAUGAAAUAGUGAGUGAUCGUGACCCGCGCUUCACGGGACGAUUCUGGACGACCAUGUUCAAUUUGAUGGGGACCGAACUGAAGUUUUCCACGGCCUAUCAUCCUCAAACUGAUGGCCAAACUGAACGGAUGAAUCAGUUGCUUGAAGAAUAUCUAAGACACUAUGUGACCGCAAGCCAGGAUAAUUGGGUGGAAUUGUUGGAUAUGGCCCAGUUUUGUUAUAAUUUGCACAAGUCCUCGGCGACCGGUAUGAGUCCUUUUGAGCUGGUUUAUGGACAGCAACCUCAGCUACCGCAUGAUGUAGCGGUACAGCGUACUGGUGGGAAAUGUCCCGCAGCCUAUCGGUAUGCUCGGGCGCAGCACGAACUCUUGAUAGAGGCCCGAGAUAGCCUUGCUAAGGCACAGCGAAGGAUGAAGAAGUAUGCAGACCGCGGGCGACGGGAUGUGCAAUUCGCUGUUGGGGAUCUAGUGUUGUUAAAAGUGAGCCCAAAGGUAUGGAAACGGAUUUCGGCAAAGGCAGUCCAUCGUGGACUGAUUCCAAAGUAUGAGGGUCCCUUUGAAAUCGUGAGCAAAGUUGGGAAUGUGGCCUAUCGACUUAAGCUGCCUGACCGGUUGAAGCGGUUGGGGAUGUCAACCGCAACUUGCCUGCGGGCCUAUAAAAAGGCCUUGAGCUGCACAGUCGCGCUCUCUGGAACUCGGGUCUUACUCGUCGUCAACCUCGAGAGUCUUCGGUACAGCUUGCUCGCUCUCAGCCUCGGACAACACCCGAGUAACUCCGUCUUAGCCCGAACUGCCUCGCCCAGAAAGGUCUGGUUCUCUCGUCAGCUGCAUAUACCCUCCCUCAUCGUGGAGGUCUGCUCCCGUCAGUUGCAAGGUCACCGUCGGUGGUGCUCGAACCUGUUCAGUUACGGACAGAGCUCGUAUCGCCGUGAAUAUUUUGUCUUCGCCGCUGGUGGCUCUUCCUCGCCGCUGGUGGUGUUCGACCCGUCGCGAAGGUUCAACCCUCAUUGCUCCUUUGCUCGCCGGGAGUGGUUGAGGCUCGCGAAGGUCGAAGCCUCGCCGGAGAUCGAGGGUCGCCGCUCGUAA
Messenger RNA from Striga hermonthica, 2166 nucleotides. The record is from the annotation of a GenBank genome assembly. NCBI's taxonomy places the organism in Eukaryota, Viridiplantae, Streptophyta, Magnoliopsida, Lamiales, Orobanchaceae.